This is a messenger RNA of Sordaria macrospora k-hell, 2418 nucleotides long. RefSeq lists its product as uncharacterized. Gene Ontology annotation, biological process: response to selenium ion. The record is from RefSeq and is a predicted model, not a curated record. Lineage: Eukaryota; Fungi; Ascomycota; Sordariomycetes; Sordariales; Sordariaceae.
AUGUCCCACCGAUACCCCGCCAACAGGAAGUACUACGACGACGACCGCGGCCAACCGCCUAGACCUCCGCGUUCACAAAGAGAUCAACUGAACGACGACGACCGCCAUACGGACAAUCGCAGAGAACGUGAUUACCCGUCUGCGAGAUAUUCAUCAAGAGAAACUUCAAGCUAUGGCUCAGUCCGACGCAACCAUCCAGCAAGCCCAUACUACGACAGAGACUACGACAGGUAUUACUGCAGUAAUAGAGACAGGGACAGGGAAGACUAUGGCAGGGACAUACCAGGAGACUACGACAGGCCGAGAUCAGAAUAUGGCGGAUCAAGAAGUGGCCGCAGAAGAUCUCGAUCACCACCUCCUCCCAAUCCGCGAAGACACAACCAGAUUAUCAACAAUCACCAACCAGGCGGUUUACGGUCUGGUAGAUUAAUGCCACCACAGAGAGAAAGGCAAGGUGGUCGUAAUCACGAUCGUGAUCACGAUGAUUUGACGUCUGGUCGAUUAUCCCCGCUUCGCAGAGAAUAUCACAGCGAUCGCGAUACAUCCACAAGAUCUGGCAGGAAUUCUCCAGCUCCGAGUAUUACGAGUAACAGUGGGAGUUGGACACAUGCAUGUGCGCCGGCGGCAAGGACAGCACAAAUGUCGCGGGCUCCUUCUCGGGUUCCUUCUCGAGCUUCUUCCCCAGCUCGAGGUUGGAAACCAGAUGACCUGCGGGCCGGUAGAUUAUCCCCGCCACCGAGAGAGAUAGAUAGCGGUCCGGGUGAUGCGAGCAGAUCCGGAAGGACAUCUCCAGCAGCAGCUUCUAGUACGACGAGUGGUAGCAGGACUCCGGCAGCAGCACCCGCGCCGGCAAGGACAGCACAGCCAUCUCAGGCUCCGUCUCAGGCUCCGUCUUGGGUUCCUUCUCGGUCUCGUUCCUCGCUUCGAGCUCGUUACCCGAUUCGUGCUCGCUCCCCGGUACGAGCUCUCCAACCAGAUAAUCUUCAGUCUGGUAGAUUAUCCCCACUGCCGAGGGAAGGGCAAAGUUCAAACAACAAUUCCAGCUCCGACAGGACGGCGCCUGCUCCAAGUACGACCAGAGGCAGGGCGCCAGGACCAGCAAGAAUAGCACAACUAUCGCAAGCCCUGUCCCGAGCUACGUCCGGAGCUCCACCACAAACUCGGGCUCCGGCACCAGUUCAAGCUCCCGCACCAGCUCCAGCAUCUCUUCCAGCUCCAGCAUCCACUCCACGCCCGGAUCCAGCACCUGCUCCCCGCCCAGCGCAAGCUCCCAGACCAGUUGCCCCAGCGCAAGAUGCCAAACCAAAGGGCUCCCCACCCUCAACAAAAACCAAGAAUACCCGAAACACAUUUCACUUCCUCGAGCUCUCCCUCGUUGAAAAUGCCCUGAUCCCCGAUUCACAUAUCCUCCUAGAUCUCGGAAAAUGCAUGGAUGAGUGCGAACAAGAAGAUCCAGACACGCCUUGGGAAGAACAAGAAAAAGGGAAGAAAUUUCUCAAGUGGUUCGAGGAGUAUAGAAGUUCUGUUGCGACACUUAGGCCGACUGUGCCAGAUAUGCGAGACCACGCCAUGCUAGCAAUGAAGGACAUGAUCAAAAAGGGGUUAACAAGGAGGAAGUUGUUCACCGAACUGUAUCCUCUACCAUCAAAAGACGAUGAUAAAGACAAGAAAGAUUCGGCAGAACCAAAAGACAACCCGCAACCUCCGGAACCCAAACCAACAAUCGACGUCCAAACAGACGUAAUCUGUCUCCUCCGCCCACCCCUCUCCAAACGCCACUCCUACAUAACCUUCGCCCCCUACCACCUUUCCUCUCCCUCAAUAUCCCCUUCCAACGUAUUACUCACCAUCUCCCCAGCCCUAACCAACCUCUCCGGCUCCCACCCCUUUACCCUAACCUCCGCCCUACCCGUUCUUUCAGAUCUAAAACGCAUCGCCUUCCUCUGGGACUCUUCCGCCCCUCCCAACGGCCCUGGUCCAUUACCCGCUGACCUCGCCUUUUUGUUUCCGGGGAACUUACCCAGUUUAGAAACAAUCUAUAUCUUGCAUCCGGAGAUCAGGCCUAGGAGUGAAUGGUUCUGGGUAUCUCCUGACUGCGACACUUUCCGCGGAGGAGAGGGGAUGGGAAGUGAAGCGUUGUUUGUUGAGGUUCAGGAGGUAGAUGUGGAGAUGCAGGGGAAUUGGAAGGGGGGGAUGUGGGAUAUUUUGGGGGAGGAGAAUGGUGCUGGUGGUGGUAGUGUUGGUGGUGGUGCAGGAAAAAGGGAUGUGUGGGGACGGGGAGGAGGGGAAGUGAGGGUUAGUGAAGGGGUGAGGGAUGCUUUGAGGGAGGUUAAAGCGCUUGAGACGAUGUAUAACGACGGGAAGGGGAUAGGAGGAGUGAAGGUGAAGUUGAUGGGUUGUAUUCCUGUUAAGAAUUGA